Struthio camelus australis is the source of this 4993-nucleotide messenger RNA. Lineage: Eukaryota; Metazoa; Chordata; Aves; Struthioniformes; Struthionidae. The record is from RefSeq and is a predicted model, not a curated record.
CAAAUGCCUCGCUGAUGAGCUGCAUUAUAAAGCGCUACUGCGAGAAGAGGUUUGUUCCCAAAUACCUGGCGACUAUUGGCAUCGACUAUGGUGUCACAAAAGUGCAGGUCAGAGACCGAGAGAUCAAAGUGAACAUCUUCGACAUGGCAGGGCACCCGUUCUUCUACGAGGUGAGGAACGAGUUCUACAAGGAUACGCAGGGGGUCAUCCUAGUCUACGAUGUCGGACAAAAGGAUUCUUUUGAUGCGCUGGAUGCGUGGCUGGCGGAGAUGAAGCAGGAGCUGGGCCCCCACGGGAAUAUGGAGAACAUUGUCUUCGUUGUCUGUGCGAACAAGAUUGACUGCACCAAGCACCGCAGCGUGGACGAAAGCGAGGGGCGGCUCUGGGCAGAGAGCCGGGGCUUUCUUUAUUUUGAGACUUCAGCACAAACAGGAGAAGGGAUCAACGAGAUGUUCCAGACCUUCUACUCCGCCAUCAUCGACCUGUGUGACAACGGCGGGAAGCGUCCCCCCUCCAGCAUGGGGGUCGGCUUCACCAAAGAGCAGGCGGAUGCCAUUCGCAGGAUCCGUAACAGCAAGGACAGCUGGGACAUGCUGGGGGUCAAACCUGGAGCCACAAGGGAGGAAGUGAACAAAGCCUACCGGAAGCUGGCAGUGCUGCUCCACCCUGAUAAGUGUGUGGCUCCCGGCAGUGAGGAUGCCUUCAAAGCGGUGGUGAACGCCCGGACCGCGCUUCUCAAAAACAUCAAGUAGGGAACGGAGCUACCCAAAGCUGGAAACCUUCCCCUCCUCCCCACUAGCUCCCAGGCAGUUGGACGUCCAUGAGUCGCCUCUCUCCUCCUCAGACCUCCCGCUGGCAUGGACACAGAUGUUUCCAGCACCAGCCCUGGGAGCAGGACUGCAUCCGACCCUAGCAUGGUUGGGGCGUGCCACAAAAAGGGCAGAGCGCUGAGGAGGCGAGAGGGACCUCCGGUUGUGGUUAGCGUAAGCAGCAUGGCAGCGCUGAAAGCAGCGGAGUUGCAGCCUUCUCAGCCGUGUUACACCUCCCGGGAUCUGCCAGCCCUGGAGGGAUUCGGUCACGUAGCCCUAAACUAUCGCUUCUCGCUGCUGAUCGCCAGAGCAAGAGCUGCCUGCAACAGCCUGGCGCAAGCGCUGCCCUUGCUCUGUGGCUGUAGCUCACCUGACUGCGGCAGCUCUGGGGCUGGCUCUCCAUCUGUGUUAAGGCCUGGCAAGGCAGCCAGCUCUCGCGGGGUUUGCUCUUCACACCACGCGCGCCCAGGGAGGCUCAGGGCUGUAUCACGGCCUCGGGGCUUCUCCGUUAGCCACCUCAGAUCAGGGGCUUUGUCGUCAGCCAGACCUGCCCGUUGUUUUUCCUUCUAGCGGAUGCAGUAAGGGCAGAGCCAGUUCGGUUGCAAAGCUGUGUGGGAUGGAAAUGAAUGAAGGGAUAGGGGCCAAACCUCAGCCCUAUGCCGAAGGCUAACUCGCAGGGUGGGACAAGGGGGCUCUGCCCAGGUGCUGAGCCCAGCGUCUGACCCAAAAGCUGUUGCCGUUGGCGCUGUGUGGUGGUGAAUACCCCGGAGGGGCUGUGUGUUGUUCGGUCCUUCCAGGUUAUCCUAGAGCCACCAUUGCAAGGCUGCCAGGGCUGAAAGCUGCACAGGCACCGCACGACGCUGGUAUGGUCCAGCUCCCUGAGUGAGGCUGGCUCCUUCCUCUCAUUGACACCCAACGAUACCGUUUUCGGCAGUGUGAGGAAAAGGGGGUUGCUUGAGGAAGCCUCCACAGGGGGGAGCAGGCUCGAAGGCAUGUCCCAUUCCUCCCUGGCCUGUCCUCUUCCUCCUUGGGCUAUCUUGGUGCUGAGAACAGUGCCUUUUGCCAGGCUUUGGCAAGAUUCGGGCUCUCCCCCAGGGCACUCACCUCCUAAUUACAGCGUGGAGGCUCCUGCCACUGCUUCCUUCCAUCUCCCUGAGCUAAACUCAGCACAGAGGGCCCCAAAGGGUGCGGUCCCGCAAGCCGAGCGCUCCCUCUCUCCGGACCCUCUGCUAGCUGUUUGCACUGUGCUGACGAGCUCCGGGUAGGUGCCGCCAGCCCCGGGGGGAGCUGUGCUGUAGGUGGCCCUGGCUGUUUGCAGGCAGGAUGAAGGUGCUGCCCAAGAGGAGGUAGUUCAGGUCCCAGCGUGGCUGCACACCCCUUCCGUCAGCUCUGCUCUUCCCCCUCUCAGCAGCCUCGUCUCCUGAGCUUCGCCCACACCGCAGAUCUGCAUGCGGUUGUACAUAGCAGCCAGCUUUGCAGCCCUGCUCGAAGGGAGCUAAAUCCAGCACUGAGUUAUAUCCCUGAGGGGAACGCUUUAGGAGUGGCCGGGUAAGACGGCGACCCGAAAAAUGCAGCACCCCGACCCGUGCGAGGCUGUGCGUCGAUCUGCCUGCUCGCUUGGCCUUUUGUCUCGGGUUUAGGCAAGCAGCGAAGGGGGCAUGUUUUCUCCCAACCCUGUUUUCUCUCAGCGGUGACGUAUCACCCUGCUUUGCUGGUAGGAUAACGGGUCUGUUUCUGCUCAUUAAUCAGCAGGUGGGUCUGGGUCGCUCCAUGCUAAUCACACAGUUACUGUUUUCUCUGGAUAUUCCUGUUGAUAGAGACAGAUCGUGGCUGGUCACCCCAAGAAGCGGUGUGUGUGGAGGCUUGAGAUCUGGCCAUUGCGACGCUGAGAGAGGUCAGAGCUGCCAGGCUUCUGGGAGAGCGCAAAUAGGAGAUCCCUUAAGGUCCCACAAUUUCAGCAGGCCCCCGUUUUAUUUCUUUGCUGCUGUGUGAGCUUGGCAGGGAAGGACAGGACACUUAAGUUAUGAAAUGAAAGCCACUGAGUGUGUGUGUGUGUGUGUGUGUUAGAGAGAGAGAGAGAGGACACUAAGUUGUUCAAAGCCACUAAGAGUGCGUGUGUGUGUCCGUCCUACCCCUGCCCCAAACGUAUCUCAUUCAGAAGUGUUUUCUCCUGCGGUCAGUGCAAUUGCCUUUCACUUCAAGGCAGCUUUUCUGUGUUUCCUUUUCAAAAUGUAUUAGAAAUCAAUAAUAGAUCCUCCCCUUUUGGCAGCAAGCACUAGGGGAACUGUGAAGCCAGCAUCAUUUCGAUCUCUCCCUGGUUUCUGGUGCCAAGUUGCUGGGAGGCAGAAAUAAGCUGCCCUGCUGGGAAACACUUUUUGCUUCUCCAGCGUAGAAAUGACCAAGGGGGGAGAUGUUGCUACGAAAGGUUAGUGUUUAAAAUAGCUUUAUUUAUCCUCUCCCAGAUGUAUUGAAAGCUGGGCUGGGGGAGAUCAGCAGGACGGGCAUUGGAGCUGCAGCAAGUUACACUAACAGAGGAUCUUGUUGUAGACGUUUCAUAGCACUCCAGAGUUCACUGGAAACCUCCCCACUUGUCUAGCGAAGGAAACCACUUGAUUCUGGCUUGAAACCCAUUUUUCUGCACUUUUUCCAUUGAGGAGGGUAAACAAUCCUGCUGCUGAAUGGUGCACUUUGCGUUGAGGGAGAGAUCUGGGUGCCUGGAGUAGCUGAAAUGCCUCCUCGGUUCCUGUCGGUCAGGGGCUCUCCAGGUCUGCUGUGUCGUGCCCAGACUCUCCUUGCAGAAAUGCUGUUUGCUCCUCAGGUGACUCUGUCUGCCAGGCUGGGGUUUUUCCUGUCUGUUUACAGAGCUGACCAGAUGUUUGGAGAUGAUUGCACACGCAUGUCACGUCUAGCGAUGCCAGUGACCUUCUAAGUUGUGUUAUUUUUAUAAAUUAAACCCCCUUUGGAACAAAGGAAGCCCUGUGAGCUGUCCUCCCGCCGUGACUGCCUGCUGUUAAUGUUUAAUUGCCCUUUGACUCAUUUCUCUCCUCCCCAGCCGGGUCUGGCUGAGGCUGGUGGUGAAGAACUGCCCUCGAGGGUGAUGGUGGUUGUGAAUCAGCUCUGCAGGAGUGGGAGCUGGGCUGAGGGAGCAGGGGGAGGAACCAGCCUGGGAGGCGAUGUGGGAUGCACCUUGCUGCGGCGGGGCCUGCAGCCCACCCCGGCUCCGUUCAGGGAACCCAUAAACGCGCAGAGGAAGAGGGGUAGCUGCAUCCUUGCUCUGCGCACGGGCACCUCCACACCGGGGCUCGCUCGUGCUGUGUGCUUCCUCCUGUCCCCCUCCAUCAGGACCCCGAAAUGUGGCUCCCUAACCUCUCUCUGACUGGACCUGCUGCCACCCGAGGCUGGCAUGAUCCAGCCCCCGCUUUCUUCCUGCCUCGUGCGAAGAGCGAGUCCUGCCACUGAAGUGUCCAUCCUGCAGUGAGGGCUCCAGGAUCCCGAUCUCAACCAGAGCGGGACUUUGCUCUGCCUCCCACAACACAGGAGCUACCUCGAAGAUCUCGGCAUCCAUGUGACAGAUGACCAGGGGCGCUGCCUGCCUGCGCUCUGCCCGUCUCCCAGCGCUCAGUGGAGCUGGCAGGUGGGGAGGACAGGAGGAUUUCCGAUCUGGCGAGCUGCCCGGGUGAUGCGUGCCCGUCCACACUCCUCUCCAACAGCCGCGCCACGGGGCCGGUGACGGCCCACAGCUGCUGCCAGGUCUGCUCCUUGCUGCCGCUCGAGGCUCAUACCCAGUAACACGCUUAGGGAGCGCCUGGGGAGCUAACCCACCUCCGAGAUGAGGCUGCACCUACCCUAGGUCACCAACCAGUGCCAGGUCCCCGUUUUGGCCUUCAGACCAGUUGGUCCAGAGUGGUUCACAGCUCUGCUAUCACCUUUUCCCAAGCAGGGCCUGUCCAAACUGCCCCAGGGAUGGCCCUGCCCCAGGCUAGCCCCUGCCCAGGGAGGGUUGGGGCCGGGCACGCUGGCCCAGCAUGGGUGGCCAAGGUGUCACAUCCUUGGCCCUGGCAGUGGUUAACUUAGCAGCGUGGAUGUAGCCAGGCAGGAUAGACACGCGUCAAUCAAGGUGGUUGGCCCGGGGCCCUGGCCGGCUCCGUGGCGCGGACCCGCGCCGCCCCGGCUCGCUUGCGUUC